CCCUUCUUUUUCGUUUUGGGGAUGUAUUUUUUUCAUUUUUUUUUUGGCAUACAUACACAACAGUAGUUCCUUGUCCGAGGCCCCACGCUCUGGUACGGCGGUGCCAACCUAUCGCUCCUGCAUCUAACCAUCCUUGCGUGUGCUUGGUACGUGGUUUACACCCUCAACGAUUCACCAACAACUGUCCAACCCAUCACAACGGCUACUAUUUCUCAGCGCGACCUCCGCUCUGGAGGGGAAAGCAGAGGUCUUCGCAGAGCGCCUGUCUGCCCUCCAUGCCCGCACCCGUGGGGGGUCUCACCUAGCUCGCUGUCUGUGCGCUUGGCGCGGAGAAGCGGCUCGCAUGCGUGUGGAACGCUCCAAGAACGUUACCGCUGGCGAUCAUGCCAGACGCAAGCUUAUGUCGCGCACCCUGGGCGCUUGGCGAGGAGAAACGCGGCAGCGCAUCAACAGCAGGGGCAGGAGGGAGGCGGACCUGAAGCUGCACGCUAUCUCGAAGGAGAUCAUAGGCCGCUAUGAGACGGAGCUAUCCAGCACACGGGCAGCUCUCGACGAUGCCAUCAGCCAGAUAGCCCUGGAGAAAGCGAGGCAGCGGGAGAUGGAGGAGGGCAUGCGGCGAACUCUCCUGAGGGGGAUGUCCGCCAUGAACAUGGAGGCUAUGAGGCUUAUGACGGAAGCCAGAGACGCAGGCGAGGACGAGUUCGGCCUUAGCGGCACGACGGCUACGACGGGUACGAGGUACUCCGCCGGUGGAACAGACGCACCUUCAUUCGGCGCCCGGGCGGCUACUGGGGCUGCCCAUCACAGCAGAUUAUCGGAGGAAUGGCCUCGACCGCUGACACCUCCGAGACCAGCUGUGCCGUCUUCGCGCUGAUCAUCAGCUGCCGACAGCUUUUCAUACGGAAUUCGGGGCCUAGGGGCCUCAGCGAGGAGCACUGGGGGGUUGGGUGGGGUCAUGCUCGCGUCAUUUCCAUCAUUCGCGGAAUCGUUUUAUUUUUGGAUAGAGAGGAGAAGCCCGGGUGUGUCUCGUUUGCCGGCGGGCUACAGUGGCUGAGACUUUUCUGUAUUCUAGGUUGUGUGGGGUGGCUCGUGUAUGUCUCCGCCGCGUACCCGUCGUUAUUUUCCCGCUGAGUAUCCGGAAUCUUUCGGGUUUUACCCGCAUGGCAAAAGGUAGUGCUGUGUACAUCUUGAUCUGUCUCCGAGACGCUCGUAUGCUCUACUCGUGCCGCUCGGUGAGUUGCACAGCAUGGUGGUCCCGGGCAGAGUGGGUGCUGUAGCAGUGCAGUCGACCGCCUGCAUCAGGGCUCUUGGUUGUGCGUUUUCGUACUUCGUUGAUUUGGAUCACUGCUUGAGCACAACCCCGUCGACUGUGGUAUUGCAUCAAACGGGUACGCCAUUCAGUGGUCCUAUGUACAUUUUCUGUUGAAACAUCAAGGGCUCUUACGCAUGCGGCCACUUGUUGAAGGUUUCGGCACAAGCUUGACAUUAUUGAACUGAGUUCACAACGUCGUAGCGACUAGGCUCUUCGUGCGGUGGGUUGCGUUUUGCUGUAUUGGUGGAGUCUGGAACGGUUGUUUCGUGUUUGCUUUUUCGCUGUGGGUUGCAUACCUGCUGAAUAGGUGGAGUCUGGAAGUGUUGUUGUUGUGCUUGGUUUUUUCUUUUUCGGUUACGGCGAAGGGUCGCUUUUGGCUGAGGGCUCGAUGCAUGCGGCGGUACGGUACGAAGGUGCUUGGGGGGGUCGCACUGCCGUGUUAACACACCACUCGAGCGUGCAUCCCGCUUUACGUGUGUGCGAGACAAGAAGUCGGAUUCUCAUGACAUGAAGGUCUUAGGGUAAUUAUGUUUGUGAUACUGCAGCUGUCCAGACUAUAGUUUUCGGAGCUCUGCUGACGGCCGAGGAUAACACGCUGAGAUGUUGAGGACGCUUAGAUGGACGCUUAGAUGUUGACUCCUCGUCGCGUCUUCAGGCUGAGAGUUGUCUGAUUUCAGUGGCCCGCCGAAGUCUUAUUUUGCUGUGUGGACCCGCCAGCGUAUUGGCUAUGCGAGCAGCCUCUAUUUCGUCGACCCCACUCACUGGAUUGCGAUCGAACGGACUAUCAAUGCCCUCUUUUUCGAC
Ectocarpus sp. CCAP 1310/34 is the source of this 2116-nucleotide messenger RNA. The record is from the annotation of a GenBank genome assembly. NCBI's taxonomy places the organism in Eukaryota, Phaeophyceae, Ectocarpales, Ectocarpaceae.